Sebastes umbrosus (honeycomb rockfish) is the source of this 3085-nucleotide messenger RNA. It is a transcript of the gene prkg3, whose product is annotated as protein kinase cGMP-dependent 3. Lineage: Eukaryota; Metazoa; Chordata; Actinopteri; Perciformes; Sebastidae. The record is from RefSeq and is a predicted model, not a curated record. Bases 310 to 2358 code for a protein of 682 amino acids. Gene Ontology annotation, molecular function: cGMP-dependent protein kinase activity; ATP binding. The transcript is spliced from 22 exons. Gene Ontology annotation, biological process: protein phosphorylation.
AAGAUUGAGAGAGAGAGAGAGAGAGAGAGAGACGGAGAGAAGUAAAAAUAGUAAAAGCUGAAGAGCAGACAUGGCAAUGUAAGCUGGGAAAGUGUGCGGUGGUAGAAGAGGAAGAAGAAGAAGAAGUAAUGCUAGAGAGGUUGCAGGUGUGUCUGGGGGUCAAGCACGUCUCAGAUAUUGAAUACACCUCUUCUUUGGAUCUUGUGAGCAGUUCAGAGUGAUUAUUUGGCUCCUAUGGUCCAUGCGGCCUUUAUAGGCUGGACAGACACUCAUCUAUUCUCCUGAUCCACACACACACAGCCUGCAGUCAUGGAGAAGCAACUAGAGGAGCUGAGGCAGCAGCUAGAAAAACAAUGUAUGAUCAACCACGAGCUGCAGAGGCAAAACAAAGACCUGGAACAACGACUGCAGGAGAAAGAAAAACUUUUGCAGGAGCUACAUGGUCAGUAUCAUGAUCUUGAUUUUCCCUCUCAGGGCGGUAAUGAGAUUGAACCGGAGGUCAGGAAGAGCCGUGCGGCUGUCAUUGCCUCCGAACCGAUCCCAGAGACCCUGGAGAUUACACGCAAGAGGGUGAAGAAAACUGCCAGCGAGACAAAUCUGAUCGUCAAAGCCAUCCAGAAGAAUGACUUCCUGAGCCUCCUCGACGAUGAGCAAACAGCCAUGAUGGUGGAUCUCUUAGCGGUAUCCAUCUACAAACCGGGGGAGGACGUCAUUAAAGAGGGCACUGAAGGAAACAGCAUGUACAUAGUAGCAGCUGGUGAGCUUCUCGUCUCCCAGGCAGGCCGGGCCCUCCGCAGCCUAAACACUGGUGAUGUGUUUGGGGAGCUGGCCAUCUUAUACAACUGCAAACGGACAGCAACAGUCAAAGCGAAGGCAGAAGUUCGUCUGUGGUGCAUAGAGCGACAGACCUACAGGACGAUCAUGACUAACAAGUCCAAGAAGAAGCGAGAGCAGCUCAUGGGCUUCUUGAAGACGUCUCGUACGCUGAGGGACCUGAAUGAUGUCCAGUUGUCCAAAAUCAUUGACUCUAUGGAGGAGGUGAAGUACCAGGACAAAGAUGUUAUAGUUCGAGAAGGAGCAGAAGCAGACACAUUCUACAUCAUCCUCAAAGGAGAGGUCCUAGUGUCUAAGAACGUGAAUGGGCAGCAGAAGCAGAUUCGUAGGAUGGGAAAAGGGGAGCAUUUCGGGGAACAGGCCCUCAUACGGGAAGUCUUGAGAACUGCCACCUGCACCGCCGACGGCCCUGUGACCUGCUUCUCCAUCGACAAGGAGGUAUUUGAAGAGACAAUUCCCGUAGAACACCUGGAGCUGUUUGACGACUUCAAAGUGCUUCAGGAGGCGCAGGAGGCAAAAGCUCCAGAGAAGUCGAGUCCCGGCUCCACUCUGAGGUUUAAGGACCUGGUCCCCGUGCCGUACCAGGAGGGUCGCUAUCAAGGAGUUCCUGUCACGCUUGGAGUCGGAGGGUUUGGCCGUGUUGAGCUGGUGACCACAGUGAAUCAUGGGAAAUAUUACGCCAUGAAACGAGUCGGCAAGAAGCACAUUGUUGCCAAGAGACAGGAGGAGCACAUGCUAUUUGAGAAGAAGAUCCUUAAAGCCAUCCAGUGUGACUUCAUCGUCAGGCUUCAUGCAGCUUUUAAAGACACGCGAUACAUCUACAUGGUGAUGGAGUUCUGUGCUGGAGGAGAGAUCUGGACCAAACUCAAAGAAGUAGGGCGUUUUGACGAGCCCAUGGCUAUGUUCUGCACCGCCUGUGUGGUGGAGGCCUACACCUACCUCCAUAAGAAGAACAUCAUGUACAGAGACCUGAAGCCUGAGAACCUGAUGCUGGACGUAAAGGGCUACGUCAAACUGGUGGAUUUUGGUUUUGCCAAGGAGUUGGUGCGUGGUGAGAAAACCUACUCAUUUGUGGGUACUCCUGAGUACAUGGCCCCAGAGAUCAUCAAGAACCAGGGACAUGACUUUGCAGUUGACUUUUGGUCCCUCGGCGUUCUGAUCUUUGAGCUGUUGGUGGGAAGCCCUCCCUUUUCAAGUUCAGAGCCGCAGAAGAUUUACGCCAAGAUUUUGGACGGGGUGCUCAAGUAUCCACCUUACAUGAGUGAAGCAUCCAAGUCCAUUAUCAGCAAAAUGUGCAGACCUCGGCCGGGUCAGAGGUUAGGAAACACCAAGAAUGGAAUCAAAGAUGUCCGGCAUCACAGGUGGUUCAGCAGUAUGAACUGGCACAAGCUGCGCGUGGGUCAGCUUGACGCCCCCACAGUCCGGCUCAUACGCAAGGGUCCCUGCUACAUCAACUUUGAUCGUUUCCCUCUUGAUCAGACGAAGGCAGAUGAGGAGUUCUCUGGUUGGGACCGUGACUUCUGAUGUUAAAGGAUUAAAAGGCCACAUCAGCCAAAUAUAGAACCAAAUCAGAAUAACAUCAGUUUCAGCCAAAACGUGAUGGUACUGUAGUAGGAGAUUCAUUAUUGAAAAAAACACAACCCAUUUCAUACUAAUUUGAUUGUUGAAUUAGAGUGGAACGGCAGGGGAUCACCUUUUUUUCCAAAAUGUUUAUUAAAUCUUCUCUGUUGCCAUGGAGACACAACCAUCUAGGUGGCGAUGGGCCAAACAUAUAAGGAGGUGUUGGGACAAGAUGUUAGGUCGUUCUGUUUCCUAAUUCAGUGCCUGAUGAAGAAGUGUUAAUAACAUCAUCCACAUAACACUCUUCACGGAUUAGAAUAAAACACCCGUCCAUGUGUUCGCUAGCUGAGAAAAAAGGCUUGACUCACAUUGUACAAUCUGUACAGCUCUUACCAAGCCUCACAAUGAAACAGAUAACCAACGUCAUAUCUGGAUUGUACUCCAAUGUUUAUUGUCCUCUUGGAUCUUUGUUAGCAAAGCUGGUAAGUGUUUAAUAUUGUUAAAGUUGUUUUUUUUGUAUUGUGAACUGUCACUUUCUUGAGGAUUUCUCUUUGUUUUUUUGAUAAUCUGCCCCCUUUUUGUGUGCAGAUUAUUGUCACGCACCUUGAUUGUAUCUUAAAAAGAUCAUAGAACAUCCUGAUGAAAAAUUUCUACCUGACUUUAGUAAAUAAAAGCGCUCUUAUAUGCUUGA